UAAUAAGCAAUCACCAGUCCAUGUCGCAUGCGAUAGCGGCUUAGACCCCCAUCACUCGCGUGCUGACCGACACUCCGUCUUUGGUCCCUUUAUCCCUCCCCCGCUCCCGAUCCCCAGACGCUUUUAGAUCCUCAUGGCCUCAGCCGGGGGCUUGACUCGCCGACGAGGUGGCGGUCGAGUCGCUGGCGCCGAUGAAAACGAUGACAGCCGAGUCUCCUCGCCAGUCUCGAGAAACGGCUCCUCUCUGGAUAACCGCAUCCCCGAGACCUCGUUCACCAGCUCCGAAAAUGGUCACAAGAUCGCCUUCGACCCCAGGGACAUUAGCGAGACGGAGGAGCGCAGCAAGCAGCCCAAGCUGACGCUGAUGGAAGAGGUGCUUCUGCUGGGAUUGAAGGAUAAACAGGGUUACCUGUCUUUCUGGAACGAGAACAUCUCAUACGCUCUGCGGGGAUGCAUCGUAAUUGAGCUAGCGCUUCGGGGCCGGAUCAGCAUGCAGAAGGAUUCUUCUCGACGACGUUUCCCUUUGGCCGAUCGUGUGAUUGAGGUGGUCGACGAUACGCUGACAGGGGAGGUCUUGCUGGACGAGGCGCUGAAGAUAAUGAAGUCGAGUGAGAAGAUGAGCGUGAACUCCUGGAUCGAUCUGUUAAGCGGUGAAACGUGGAACCUCAUGAAGAUUGGCUACCAGUUGAAGCAAGUGCGCGAACGCCUCGCCAAAGGCCUGGUCGACAAGGGCAUCCUCCGGACCGAGAAGCGCAACUUCCUCCUCUUUGACAUGGCUACGCAUCCCGUCGCCGAUGGAGGAGCCAAGGAUGACCUCCACCGCCGUGUCCGCAACGUCUGCAGCAGCCGUACCGUGAUCCUCCCCGCGAAUGCAUGGCUCCCCGAGGACGUCGAGUUCCGCUACCUGCGGACCAUCACUAUGGUAUGCGCGGCCUAUGCGGCCAACGUGCUGGAGAAUGCGCUCGUCACCAUGAGUCACGAGGCUCGGGAAAGGGCGUUCGCGCAGGUGGAUGAGUUACUGGCGGAGUACUCUCAAUGGCCUUUUGGCCGGAGGGCAGGAGGUUCGCAGGCGAUUGGUGCCAACUUGGCGCAGGCCAUCAACGACGAGGUGAACAAGGCGAAGGACAGGGAACUUCAGAUGGAGAUCGUGGCAGCAUGUUUGAGCGUUUUCACUAGACUCGACUCCCUACUGUAAGGGUAUUCCCCUAUCGUCAUCUGCUAUAGUCCCCAACCUAGCUCGUCUUUCCAUCGUCUUCCCCUUCUUAUGCUAUUGGUUUCUGAAAC
Messenger RNA from Aspergillus sclerotioniger CBS 115572, 1284 nucleotides. Its product is annotated as GOLPH3/VPS74 family protein. Gene Ontology annotation, biological process: Golgi organization; Golgi vesicle budding; retrograde vesicle-mediated transport, Golgi to endoplasmic reticulum. The coding region runs from base 134 to 1195 and encodes 353 amino acids. Gene Ontology annotation, cellular component: trans-Golgi network; cytosol; Golgi cisterna. NCBI's taxonomy places the organism in Eukaryota, Fungi, Ascomycota, Eurotiomycetes, Eurotiales, Aspergillaceae. The transcript has 4 exons. Gene Ontology annotation, molecular function: phosphatidylinositol-4-phosphate binding. The record is from RefSeq and is a predicted model, not a curated record.